Molecule: messenger RNA, 3282 nt
Organism: Cynoglossus semilaevis (tongue sole)
Lineage: Eukaryota; Metazoa; Chordata; Actinopteri; Pleuronectiformes; Cynoglossidae
Gene: axdnd1
Product: axonemal dynein light chain domain containing 1
Exons: 27
Coding region: 162-3245 (1027 amino acids)
Source: RefSeq, a predicted model, not a curated record
CACGUCCAGUAAGACGUUUCCAUGGUGACGCGACCAGGAAGUGAGACGGACGUAAAAAGAAGUUCUUUUCGUUUUAUUUUAGCAAAUGAAAAUUGCGCCUUUCGUAUUUUGAUUUUGAGUUUUAUCGCUGUUUUAUUUCAGUUUGUUUUAAUGAGCAGAGCAUGUCUGCCCCUGAGACCAGAGUCAGCUCAGCCCCGGGUUCAUGGAGGCCGAGACCAACACUGGAGCACAGAGAGCUGAGCUUGGAAACCCCAGCAGAGAGCAGAAACACACGGCUUCCUCCUUUCAACGACCAAGUGAUCCCAGAUGAACUGCUGCUCAGCCUCAGCUCCACUGUGUGCAACAGGAGCUCAGUAGGACACACUGCACACCAGCGACAAUGCAAAGACUGUGGACUGAGACGACCAGAUCCGGUCUGGCAUCGCCCGUGUGGACGUAGGAAAUACAGACACUUCCUUGAACAGCCGACUUCCCUGAGCGGAGCAGGCAGGGAUAUUUCCUUCCUGUGUGAUGCCAUGGUGAGUGCAAAGAAAACAACACAUCUCCCCCCACUGACUGACAGGAACACCAGCGACUUACAGGACUUGAGUAUUUCUGAAUGUCUGAUCCCAGAAGAAUAUCGCGUUGUGAAAAAUGAAGGUCUACGAAGUCUGGAGUUGUUUGAAGAUGCUUUCACGGUGCAGCUGCAGGACGACCAACACAAACUACGAGUCUUUCCUUCACUACGACCCAGUGGCAGACAAGAGGCAGUGCAGCUGAUGAGGAUGAUGGAUGACAUGUUGGAGAAGGCUGGGGUGGAUCAGCAGGGAGAGGAGCUGACUCAGCUAUCACAGAUGGAGGGUCUGCUGGAGCUGGUGCAGGCCGAGCAGAACAUCUACAACAUCGUGUUCCAUGAAGCGAUCAGGCAGGUCAGCGUUGGCUGUGCUGAGAGAGGACAGCUGCUCGCCAAACUCAGACAGCGUUACCAGUCACUGCUGGAGCGAAUCCCCCGCCGUCUGAAGGCCCUUCACACUGAGGCUUUGGCACAGCGAGCACUGGAUCGCAGGCUCACUGAAGAGAUCCAUCACAUCAAGGAUAACUUCCAGCAACUCAGCAUGGAACUGUCCAGGAUCAGAGACCACGAUGUGUUUGUUUCCCAGCAAACAGAACUUGCUCAUGAGCACCUAACCGACGAGCUUCAACAAGCACAAACCAGCUCAGAUGUGGUCCAGGGCUACCAUGAGCUGUAUGAGCUACAGAGAAGUCGCCUCGAAGCUCAGCUCCUCCAGACGACAGCGGAGAGAGAUUCCUGGAGUCAGCUGACCUACAGCCUCGCCCUCAAGGUGAUCAACAUGAAGAAGCUGGAGCUUGUCAGACGACUGCACCUUCACGAGCAGAGCUGGUUCAGAACGGCAGAAAACUGCGUCUUUUACCUCACAUCGAAGGACACGGAGGACAUGAACAUCAUCAUGGAGCUCACGGACCAUUGGACAGAACAGCUGGGUGCCUUCAUGGCCCAGAUGAAAAAGAUGGAGAACAUUCAGUGUGAAGAGAUGAACAUUAUCCAAAAAGGCAUCAAGAAGAUGAUCGCCAUCUGCUCUGCAGAGAACAGGAGUCAUGACCCCAAGGAGGUAAAAGACACCCUGGAAGGUGUUCAUGCUGAUUUAAAGAAGUGGUCCAGAAUGUUAACGGAACUGUCUGAACAUUACGAAGGUGAGGAGCUUUUUUGUCGGCAGCAGACGCUGGAGGAGCUCGGCCAAGUCCAGGAGAGGUGGUUGAAUAUGAGUCUCCAGCUGCUCGGCAGACACCGUGGUCCUAAUGGUGAGGCACCCGAAAGUGAACAGGUCCAAAAGGACCUGGUCAGGGUUCUGUCGGAGCUUCUCAAACAGCUGGACACACAGGCCAGUGGAGAAAAUGGGACGUAUGGACGGGUGAUGUCACUGCUGGGGUCUAUGGAUUCCUGGGUUUCCAAGGUUAACGCAGUAAAUUACCAGACAGACACAAUGUCGGCUUCUGAUUGGCUGCAGCUGGAGAAAGACCUCUGUUCAUGGCAGAGUUCUGCUGAAGAAGUUUCACAGAAUAUUUCCAGCAAGAAGACGAAAGAAGAAGGAGAAAGCGAUGGGUCCAAACACACACCAAACAUACAUCUGGUUGUUCCUUUUAUGAUCAACAGUACAGAGACAGAGGAGGUCGUGGACAGAGUGAAGGAGUUUAUAACCAAUCUUUAUAAGUUCACUGAUGGUGACAACCACAGACUCACUGAGGAGGUCAGAUCUAUUCACACUGCUCAAACCCGUUGGAUGUUUAACCUUCUGCUCCUGAUGGUACCUGACCACUGUGAGGAGCAGGACCACGAUCCUCUGAACAUUAGUAACGUCUCAGUGAAGACCCUGGAGGCAGAGGCCAAACUUCUGUCUGACAAAGUGGAAAGUUUUUCUGGAAUCAUCACAAGCGUGUACAAGCUGGUUAUGGAGCAGCAGACUUUGUCACAUCAAACUGAGAAUGAUGAUGAGAUGGAUGAGUGCAGGAAGCUACAGAAUGAGAGCACGGACUGGACAGAGACCUGUGUAAUCCUGCUCUCAGGGUUUAAAGGCGAUAAUGUGGAGGUGCAGCCUGUCACCUCCUCCAGGAGUUAUAUCUCAGCUUUGCCAGGAGAUGGCAGCCAGACUUCAGAGAAGGGAGAUCUGUCAGUAGAUCCUCUCACGUCCACCGAGGACAAAGAUAAAACUGAGGCAGAACUGAGAAAUAGCAAAAGUGAGGAACACGAAAAACUACAUCGAGGCACAUGUGAGGAGGAGCUGUCAGUUGGUGAGUCAGCAGUGUUGAAGUUCAUUGACUAUGAUGGAAAUAUCGCUCAGAGGAGUCUGGAUGAAAGCAGCAUCCACCUGAGUGAGACCGGGGAACUGGUGGUCUCUGCAGCGACAGAGGACACUCAAACGGCUUUCAGUGACCUGAACACUAUCACAUUAUUACAGCAGGAACUCCAUGACUCUGAGCUACGGCUCCAGAAAACAGAGCAGCGAGCUCUAAAAGCUGAAGAAGACCUUCAGGCGGCGAUGGAGAAGAUUCUAGAGCUGGAGAAACAACUGAAAGGUCGGCCCAGUCUGGAGUUCAAGAGUGAUGACGAAACAAAGAAAACACCAACACCUCCACCACUCUCCCCAUCUCCACCGCCUCCCCCGCCAGCAGCAGUUCACCAGCAUCCUCCCAAAAAAACAAACCCUGAGGGCAGAUCCACAAACAGCAAAAGGGCGAAGAAACGCUGAUCUGUUUUUUUUUUAAAUGCUGCUCGAGAAAAAGAAU